Messenger RNA from Centropristis striata (black sea bass), 5917 nucleotides. It is a transcript of the gene tgm1l1, whose product is annotated as transglutaminase 1 like 1. Gene Ontology annotation, biological process: peptide cross-linking. The record is from RefSeq and is a predicted model, not a curated record. The transcript is spliced from 14 exons. Bases 667 to 3024 code for a protein of 785 amino acids. Lineage: Eukaryota; Metazoa; Chordata; Actinopteri; Perciformes; Serranidae. Gene Ontology annotation, molecular function: protein-glutamine gamma-glutamyltransferase activity.
GGAGAAAACAUGUUUUUCUUUCUUUCCUUUUUUUCUCACUUAAGAUAUUUGACAUGAUGAUUGUUUGGCUUUAUUGUAAAGGGAAUCUUUAUUUUUUUAUAUUAAAAUCAUUGUAUGACUUGCUGGAGUUUUUGCCUCUGACUUACUGGUUUUAUUGGCUGAUCACAUACAUACAUUAAAUACUUUUCCUGCUCUCGUUUGACUGUCUGCCUCCACUCCCUUCCUGUGUGAAUAUUGCGUCACAAACUUUCUGGCCUCAGUCUUUCUGAGCGUGUGACUGUGUGUGUUGGUGUGAGUUGGUGGGUGUGUGGUUCUCAUCAUGUAGUCUAUACACACUACGUGCGCACUUUUACGCAGCGCGCCCAAAAAGCGCUCAAAGCAACGGGACCUCCUGGUGGGAGUGGGAAAUUUCAGUCCACACACACUCUGGGUGGGGCGCUGGUGGGCUGAUCCGCGAGGAAGAGGGCUCUGUGUGUGUGUGUGUCUGUGUGGGUGUGUGUCCGCUUAAAGUACCGUGCAUUGCAUUCCAGCCCAGACAUUUAAAUAGCCUGAUCGGAGCGAGUGAAGGAAGAAAAAACUUUGCAAAAGUUUGACGCAGGGAGAUAAUUACUCAAGACGAAGCAGAGGAUUCAUCGCUGAUCCGGAGAAGAAUCCACACAGAUAAAAAUGCCAGGCGAGCGGUCAACAAUCAGAGGCAGAGAGGUGGGGCGUUUCCCCGGAGCAGCCCCGCCCACCAGGGUGGAGCUGACCAUUCACAAAGAGGGCGAGAAGAUGCAGGAAGAGGGAGGCUGCCGCCGCUGGUUCAGGAAGAUGUGUCCGUGCUGCUGUAAGAGACAGAACAGCAUCUCCUACGAUGUUACAGACAAACUUGUAGCCCCGGAAGUCCCCCCCGGCCCAAAGCUGGAACCAAACGGAGAGGCAAAGGAAAAGAAAAAGGAAAAGGAAACGGAAACGGAAAUGGAAGAAAUAAAGUUGUCGGUGUGUUCUGUGGACCUGCUGAGCUCCAGAACGGGUCAGAACAGACUGGAGCACCACACCGACUUGUAUCAGGGGGACGAGCUGAUCAUCCGCAGAGGACAGACCUUCCAGGCAGAGCUGGAGCUCAACAGGCCCUUCAACGCUGACAAAGACAAGAUGCAUCUGGACCUGAUCACAGGUCCCCAGCCCUUGGUGUCCAAAGGCACCCAUGUCAUCAUCCCGCUGGUGGACAACCUGGAGGACGAACGCUGGGAGGCCAAGAUCGUAGAGCAGAACGACAAGAAAAUCAAGCUGUCCAUCAACUCGCCCGCCAGCGCUGUGAUUGGCCUGUACGGGCUCACAGUGAAAACUAGUUCUACAAAGGAUGAAGCAGCAACUAUUCACAAGUCCGACAAGAACAUUGUCAUGCUCUUCAACCCCUGGUGUGAAGAGGACACUGUGUUUUUGGAUGACGAGGAGGAGAGAAAGGAGUAUGUUCUGAAUGACAUUGGGAGGCUUUACUAUGGCACAGAGAAACAAAUAGGAGCCCGCACAUGGAACUAUGGACAGUUUCACGAGGGAAUCCUGGAAGCAUGUUUGUUUAUCCUGGAGAAGAGUGACAUGCCUCCAUCUGGUCGAGGGGAUCCUAUCAAUGUGGUCAGAGUAAUUUCAGCCAUGAUAAAUGCUCAGGAUGACCUGGGGGUUCUGGUGGGGAACUGGUCUGGGGAUUACUCUGAUGGAGUGUCUCCUUCGGCGUGGAGCAGCAGCGUUGAGAUCCUGAGGAAGUACCUCUCGUCCAGAGGAACACCUGUGUCAUAUGGACAAUGCUGGGUCUUCUCUGGGAUCACGACCACAGUGCUGCGGUGUCUCGGCAUUCCCGCCCGCAGCGUGACCAACUUCCAGUCGGCUCAUGAUACCGACGUGUCCCUCACCACAGAUGUGUACCUCGAUGAGGACAUGGAGCCGAUCGACUACCUCAAUAGUGACUCUGUGUGGAACUUCCACGUAUGGAACGACUGCUGGAUGGCGAGACCCGACCUGCCCCCCGGUCACGGAGGCUGGCAGGCCGUUGACUCGACGCCCCAGGAAACAAGUCAAGGCACCUUCCGCUGCGGCCCCGCCUCCGUCAACGCCAUCCGCUCCGGCCAGGUCUACCUCAAACACGACACGCCGUUCGUCUUCGCUGAGGUAAACAGUGAUAAAAUCUACUGGCAGAGGAAUCUGGACGGUACUUUCAGCCAGAUCCACAGUGAGAAGAAAGCUGUCGGCCACCACAUCAGCACCAAAGCAGUGGGCUCUGAGGAGCGGGCCGACAUCACACACCUGUACAAACACCAAGAAGAUUCAGAAGAAGAACGCAUCGCUGUGGAGAAUGCCAGUCGCUACGGCACCAAGCCAAACGUCUACUCAGCGCCCAGUGCGGAGGAUGUUACCGUGGAAGUGAAGAUGGAGGGUGAGGGGCCCAAGAUGGGUGCUGACGCCCAGCUGAGCAUCCUGGUGAAAAACAUGAGCUCGGAGCCUCGUAAGACCACUCUGCACAGCCAGGUGGCCGUCAUGUACUACACCGGUGUGCUGAAGGGAACCCUCAAGAAGCAGCAGCUGCCUGUGGAGCUGCUGCCCAAUGAAGAGAAGACCAUUGAGUGGUUGCUGCCCUACCAAGAGUACCAAAACCAGCUGGUGGAUCAGGCCGCUCUGAUGCUGACCCUGUCUGGACGAGUCAGUGAGACCCAGCAAGUAUUAGCCAACCAGACCACCUUCAGGCUCCGAACACCUGACCUCAGCAUCAAGCCUUUGGGAGACGCUGUGGUUGGAAAGGAGAUGGCAGCGAAGAUUACAUUCACCAACCCUCUACCACGUACGCUGAAGGCCGUGGUGUUCAGAGUGGAGGGCCUGGGUCUGCAGAAGGGCCAUGAAGUGGUUGUCGGUGAUGUAGGCGGCCACUCUACAGUGACUCUGACGGAGCACUUCGUCCCCACCCAGCCCGGACCCAGGAAGCUGGUGGCGUCUCUUGACUGCAAACAGCUCACACAAGUGCAUGGAGUGGCUGAUAUUGUCGUUCUUGAGUAAUGAGGGGAAACAUCAGUUCCUGCCAAAUCAUUUUUUCUUUAUAAAAUGAAGUGAGAGCCUCUAACUAUAUGAAAUGUGUGCUAUGUUCCUGUAUCUUAACCCUUUAUCAGGCAAAGAACUAUAUUUGGUAACUUCGGGAAAUAUUUCGAGAAAAAAGUUGAAAAUUUACUAGAUUAAAGUGGCAAAUCUACAAGAAAAAAGUCGCAGAUUUACGAGAAAAAAGUGGGGGAAAAGCUACUUUUUUCUCGCCGAUUCACCACUUUAAAUCUCAUAAAUCUGCACAUUUUUUUCUCGUAGAUUUGCCACUUUAAUCUCGUAAACUUUUUUCUCAAAAUAUUAUUUUCUUUUUUUUUUUUUUACACAUUCUGGCUGUAUGUAAUAUCCUCCAAUAUUCUCAAGGGUUGAAAUUUGGAAUUUGCAAGUAUUUCAAUAAGUGCCCUAUUAAGAGUUUAAGUGGUGAAUCUGGGAGAAAAAAGUUGCUUUUUUCCCACUUUUUUCUCGUAAAUCUGCGACUAUUUCGUGCAGAUUUGCCACUUUAAAUCAAAAUAUUACCUGAAGUUACCAAAUAUAGUUCUUUUCCUGAUAAAGGGUUAAACUAUACUUUUUAUUCUGUGUUACAGCAACAUUUUUGUUAUUUUUUACAACUAUGAAUAGACAAUUAUCAACUGUAGCAUUGUCAGUAUUAUUUUUUAAACUUAAAAUAAUAUAAUUACACACUCGCCUUGCUCUGAAAUGGUCAAACUGUGGUGAAGAAUGCAGCAGGGUUUAACCACGCACACAGAAAAUGAAGUGUUUUAAUUACCAAGCACUGUCAAAUAGCAGAUAACACGAGUGUUAAUACAGUCUGUUUAUUUUUCCUAUAAAAGCUUGUCACAGGAAGAUGAGUUUGUGAAGUGUUGUCAGACAAAAUGAAUCUUACAUGGCUAAUAUGAAGGACCGGAACUGUGAGGUGAAUUUAAAGCGAAUUAUGUUAAUAUGACAGCAAGUCCUCCAAACCAUAUGACCACACAGGUUGUUGGUUCCUGUUCUGAAAUAAGUUUUCUAAAUUAACACCCCUGUAGCACCGGUAGCACGUCCUAAAAUCAACAGUAACAGUUGCCGUUUUAAACAUGUGGUUAACGUGAAAUGGUCGCAGUUUGAUUAGGUUUAGGCAACAAAAUGACUUGGUUAGGUUUAGAUGGCAGUUAUAUAAAGUCUAUGAGAACAAAUAUAUAUUCUGAGCCACUUAGAAGGUCAAUUUUAGUGUCAAAAUCUACAUUUUCUGGGUCCAGGAAUCAUUUAAAGCUGUUAAGAAUAUCACUAGAUGAUUAUUUGAUCAAAUAGAUAUGUUCAUUUUCACCCAGGUAGGCGACUCACUUCAAGUGCUGCAGCAGGGAAUCCUGAGCUGAAAAUGUUUGGAAUCUAAUUAUUACGUAAAUACGUAGCCAAAAUGAACAUAUCUAUUUAUGGAUGGAUGGAUGGAUGGAUGGAUUACUUUAUUCAUCCCGGAAGAGAAAUUCGGUUGUCACAGCAGUCCGAUAUUCAAGUACAAUAAAAUACAAAAUAUAAAAAAAUAUAUAAAAAUUGAUUUGAUCAUCUAGUGAUAUUCUCAGUACCUUUAAAUCAUUCUUUGACCCAGAAAAUGUAUAUUUUGACACUAAGAUUGACCUUCUGAGUGGCUUAGAAGAUAUAUUGCUUCUCAUAGAUUUUAUAUGGCUGCCAUCUCAGAUCCCCAAUCUUGAUGAAAUGGCUCCAAUCAAAAAUUGAAACUUAUGGUGCUUUUGUCCGACGUGUCGCCUUUCUUCCCAAAUCUGUUCCUAAGCUGCCUGACUAGAAUACUGGUCCUGCAUGCUGCAUAACUUCUGCCUUCGCUCCCUCCAUAAUUACUACGGCCACUAGAGGGCGACGCCUAACAGUAAAUGUAAAUAUGGGUGUUAAAUGAGAUAGGGGUUGUUUUUUGGGGGGAGGACCAUGGAUGUAUUAUAGAACUGGAUAUCAGUCCCACCGCUCAGUGUUGCAGCAAUUUUUUCCAAGUGGCAGCAAGAAAUGUUUUACCUCCUGUUAGAAAGCCCACGCUGUUAAAGUUUUGUUUACUUGUUUAUUGUACUAAAUUCCAUUCAGUUUUCAUAUGUCCCAUGCUGUUGAAAGCACCAUAGCUGUUCUGAUAUUGAAUGCACCAUGCGAAAUGCCGUGCUGUGAAUGUUAGUUACCUGUUCCUCCCUGGUUUAUUUAGCUGUGAUUGUAAUAAAAAUACAGAGUAAUAAUUGGUAUAACUCCAUAGACUACCAUUAUAGGAGACAUCUGGAAACUUUGAACUGGUCGAUUAUGAUUCUUUUCACGAUUACGAGCCAAGAAAAAGCAUUUGAAAAAUCUUGGUGGAUGCACCAAACGAGCAAUUCUCACUGGACUGAUUGGGCACCAUCUUUAGGUCCAGUAUCCACUUCCUAUAAUAAACAGUCUCUGGAAUCUGCAUUGAUAUUUUAAUUAAUUUAUUAGAUUUUUGUAUUUCAGUAUUAUUAAAAACAUUAACUAAUUCCACCAAUUAACGAUGUAGAUUUCCACGUUGAAACUAUAAAAUCAAAACCUAAAUGUUCCCUUCUGAAGAAUUCUACCAGAUGUUGUUGAUUGUGUGUUUUCCUGUGUGUGUUUGUGUUUGUGUGUUUCUCCAUCAUGUGUGUAUUAUAACACUGAGCAUAUCUGAAUAAUUGGACUUGCUGUAAAUUGCAGCAUAUCAGACCACCUUGUAAUUCACCUUAGCUUUACCUGGUUCUGUCUGUUUAACUUGAGCACUCAAAGUAAAAUGUGAAAGAAAAGAAUUUUUAUUAACAUUACACUAUUUUUCUACCAUAUCUACCUGGAAUGUGUUUUUUCUCUCUACUGUAUGCGCUGUGAUGUAAUAAACCUUAAGCUGAAA